GCAAAACGAUUCUACUCAGAUGUUACAUGAUUACACCGGCUUCUACGGUGUAUUUGGUGGCUUUAGAGCUCUUCGCGACGAGUUCCAGCAUAUGGUGGUGAUCGGCUGGACGCGUGCCAGUGGUAAAAUUGAUUACCUCUGCGGUGGCACCUUGAUCAUCAAACAGUUCGUACUGACUGCUGCACACUGUGCCUGGGAUGGAGACAAAUGAGUUGGAGAAAUACGAGAAGUCAGUAGUAAGUCUCCUAUAUUAACAUUUAACACCUUUUUACAGUCUUCGUCCGGAAACGGUGCGACUGGUCGAUACACAUCUGGGAAGUACCGAGGAUGACGAGUUUGCAACUUUCAGGAGGAUCAAUUCUGUGCGGCUAGCAGUGGUAUGGAUACUAGCGAGGGUGAUUCCGGUGGUCUGAUCGGUGUGAAGCUGUUUAAUGUCGGUGGUACGCUGAUACCACUUGUAAACGGUGUAGUUUCGUUCGGAACUCCCUGUACAGCUGGAUUGAUCGGGUGUAUAUUAAAGCAAGAUAGUACGUCGAGUGCAGUUAUCUCGGAUGUGUACAUAUCGUUUAUAGAGCAGGUCGACCGGAAAGUGACUUAGCACUGCUGAUGAUAGCUCAGUACGCGAAUCUUCAGAUUUAUCGACCUGUCUGUUUAUGGGAUCGUUGAAGCGAUGGAGAAUGGAAAUCUAAGCCGGAGUUUUUCGCAAACAGAUUGGAAGACCAGUUUGAUGAGUUCGUGUUCGUUACUGCUCGCAACGGUACCUUAGGAACUGAUACAAAUCCGUCAAAUCCAAUUCUAAUCCAGAGUCGGAUUCAGUUUUUCUGAGAUGGAGUCGGAGUGGAUCCACUGCUCCAGUCCGGAGUACCCAUCACUUCUGUCCUGCCGAACCGUUCUCAUUAGCAUAUCGACACUCUGGCGGGAUUGUCAGCGGUGAGUGACUGGAAUAACAAGGAUCGCAAUUUUGGCAAGUCUGGUCACUAAAAUGGGUUUGUCAUAUUUUGGUUUGGAUUAUGUAUUUUUCGGAAGUUAUUGAUACAUAGUGAAAUGUAUUGUAGUGAUCUAUUGAGCAACUUUUGUCAUUUUUGCUAUACAAACCAAGUACUUAUUAUUCCCAAAUAAAUUAUUUGUAGCAUAAUUUACAUCUUUUUCGGGACAAAAGCAUCUGAUCGCUGUUCCGACCACUUCCGAAUGGGGAUGCGUCUGUGCCGUAGUCGCCACAUGUUGAAAUA
Molecule: messenger RNA, 1229 nt
Organism: Anopheles gambiae (African malaria mosquito)
Lineage: Eukaryota; Metazoa; Arthropoda; Insecta; Diptera; Culicidae
Product: serine protease snake
Exons: 2
Coding region: 20-211 (63 amino acids)
Biological process (GO): proteolysis
Molecular function (GO): serine-type endopeptidase activity
Source: RefSeq, a predicted model, not a curated record